This is a messenger RNA of Drosophila albomicans, 5456 nucleotides long. RefSeq names its product protein pangolin, isoforms A/H/I/S (gene pan). Gene Ontology annotation, cellular component: beta-catenin-TCF complex. Lineage: Eukaryota; Metazoa; Arthropoda; Insecta; Diptera; Drosophilidae. Gene Ontology annotation, biological process: canonical Wnt signaling pathway; regulation of transcription by RNA polymerase II. The coding region runs from base 180 to 4082 and encodes 1300 amino acids. The transcript has 5 exons. Gene Ontology annotation, molecular function: DNA-binding transcription factor activity, RNA polymerase II-specific; RNA polymerase II cis-regulatory region sequence-specific DNA binding. The record is from RefSeq and is a predicted model, not a curated record.
CAAAGCGGUCAAAUAAAUUGAAUUUAGUGUUUCUUGAACUUAUGUAUUGUGCGUAUAGGUAAACUGUAAGAAACUGUAAACAGUGAAAUAACCUGUUAAACUGCAAGUCACGCGAAAAUUCCUUUCCAAGUAGUUAAUAAACAUAUUAAAUAUUAGCCUACAUAAACACUGUAGCUGUUAUGGAUAAGGACUGCAUUAAUGAUCCUGCAAAAUUACAUUCCCUUGAUUAUACGGAACUGAUUUCAAAACAAAAUAUAAAUAUUAGAACUGAAAAUAAGAUUCCAGAAGAGGUUUUGAUUGAAUCUGGUUCCCAAUCCCCAUCAGUUUCACAACAACAAAAACAGAGUCAAACAGUCACUAGCGAAUCGGAUAAUCACUGCAAUGAAUCAGAGAAUGAAUGCGUUAAAAAUGCAAAUUCGAUUAUUAUGGAUCACAUAUUCAAUAAUCCAUUGAUUAAUAAUGCAACAAGUUUGACAUUGAAGUCUGAAAAUAUAUUACGUCAACAACAGUAUCGUGAAUUAUUUCAGCAGUGGUCGAAACUGGACGUGGACCUGACACGUGGGCAAUCCUCGUGGAAUCACAAUCGUGAUACAUUAUUGGCUCGUAUUUACAGCAAUAAUUGCUCUUCACAACAUCAAAAUCUAUUGGCAACUCAGUUGAUGUAUGCACAAUUUCUGCAGCAACCGCAACAACAACGCCAUGAAGUGAUGGGAAGAGAUCUUAGGUUUCAUUUGUUUGAGUUCCCUGGAUUGGAAAAAACGUCAAUAGAAACUGAAUCGUCGUCAUCAUCGUCGAAAAUUACGCAGGACAACAACAACAACUUUAGAACUCUUAGUGAUAUUGCUGCUGACGAUAGCUUUCAAAGUGAUCGAAAAGAAGAGAACAUUAAUCAUAUCCUCGAUGAUCAGAGAGAAAAGUAUUCGAAAAGUCCAAUAGGAAAACAAACGUUCAUUGACUCCAGGAGUAACUUUUUUCGGGAGCAAAAGAAUAUCCUUUUUGAUAUUAAGAAGGGCUUGGAAAAGUGGGCAUUGCUUUGCAAAAAAUUUCAAUUAAAUCUAAGCGCGUCCCGACAAGCAUUUAGAUCCCCAUAUGAUGCUAACGAUCAUGACGUUGACGAUGAACAACGGAAAUUACAAGAUUCAAGCACAGCACUUGAACUUACUGUCCAAAUGCAAUUAAAGAGUAAUCGGAAAAAAAUUGAUAAUAUGAUAUUGCAAGUGCGAAGGCUUUAUCAGCAGUGGAGCAGCGCAGAACUUUACUAUAUACGAAGCUUGCAACGUCUUGGACUUUCACCAGAUAUUGAAAAUGGUUCCUGCUAUGUAGAUCGAGCAAACCCACGUCAGCUUACACAUGAUACGAUGGCACUAGCAGCAAUUGCUCUCUCUGCAGAAUGUGAUAGACGGGAAGUGAAGCACGAAAAUUUUUGGAAUCCGUCGGCAUCCCACACACAAGAUCCCGAUAUACAUUCACGCAGCUUGCACGACAUUGAAAAUAUCAUACUGGCACAAGCCGCAACGGUGCUCAAUCAAAAAACCUCUUGCAAUGAUCAAGGUGAAAAUACUGAUAGUAAUAGCGAUGAAGAGGCGACGCCUCUGUGUAUUUGGCAUCCUAGCUCUAUAUCUGAUCAACGCUCAGAACCAAUUCAACUUGGCUGCAGUACUGCUGCGGAAAUUGUGUUGGAAUUCGCAUCAAAAUCUCGAUUGCAGAAUACCAUGAUAAGUGAAACAAAUGCUCCUCCUGUUCAAAAUCCAAAAGAUGGCAUGACAAAGAAUUGUCCGGUUUUAAACUUAUCGCCAAUAACUGCUCAUGCACUUAAACCAGAAAACAUUGUUCCUUGUAUUAACGAUCCCAGUUACUUGGUGGACAUUCAAUUCCCUCCAACGCCAUCGACGCCACCGACCAGUAGUAACAGUAGUUGCUCAACGGGUCCGCUUGGUGCAUCUUCUACUUCAAACAACAGUGGAUAUCAUAAUCGCCGGAAAUCGCGAUUUGCGCGUCGCAUUGAUAUACCUGCAACAUUAUUACCAAAUAUCAGCGCAACGAAUAAUAAGAAGGUAUUUCAAGAAGAGGUCGUUUCGAUUGCCAAUCUACCGGGGUGUGCAAAAACUUCAGCCGCUACUCGAACAACCAUCGCCACUUCCUCCUCAACAGUAGCAACUGUAUCUACAUUUCAAGACCGCACGCUUUCUAAUGUGUUAAAGACUCAAUAUAACUCCUCGACGACGGCUAAUGAGAGUAAAAUUACAAAUGGAAAUACUCCAGCUGGAAUUGGUACUACUAAAGCCGGUGCUCCUAGCAAUAAUUGUGAAGGUAUCACUGUAUUUGACGUCCCUUACGAUUUGAGCAUUGGAAGCCGUCUACAAAAAAUAAACUUGGAUACCAAAAGCUCAUCAAAUUCGCAGUCAAAUGACUGUAAAGAUAGUUCGAAUGAUAAGAAGAAACCACAUAUUAAAAAACCUUUAAAUGCAUUUAUGCUCUACAUGAAAGAGAUGCGUGCCAAAGUAGUUGCCGAAUGUACACUGAAAGAGUCAGCAGCUAUCAAUCAGAUUUUAGGAAGACGGUGGCACGAACUGUCCCGCGAAGAACAAAGCAAAUAUUACGAAAAGGCGCGCCAAGAGCGUCAAUUGCAUAUGGAGUUGUAUCCGGGGUGGAGCGCACGAGAUAACUACGGUUACGUGUCAAAAAAGAAAAAGCGUAAAAAAGACAGAUCGACUGCGGAUUCGGGAGGUAACAAUAUGAAAAAGUGUCGAGCUCGAUUUGGUCUGGAUCAGCAAAAUCAAUGGUGCAAGCCCUGCAGGCGUAAAAAGAAGUGCAUCAGAUACAUGGAGGCGUUGAACGGAAGCGGGAGGCAGGAUGACGGUAGUUGUAUGGAUGAUAUUGGCAACAUGAGUCAACUGAGCGAUGAGGACGAGGACGACGAUGAUGACGCUGAUCUAGCUGGUGCCAGUGGGGGAAGCGGCGAUGAGGCGGAAACCAAUAAAAUGGUAGAUACUGAGGAUACAGAAGAGUCAACAAAUCAGUCAAUGUCAAGUCCGGGAUGCCUGAGUGGCUUGUCGAGCUUACAAAGCUCAACGACGACGAGCCUUGCCAGUCCUCUGAAUAUGAAUAUGUUAACUAGUCCGGCAACACCGCAGACGCUGGCUACAGUUAGUAUGCUUUCACUUGCAGUCAAUGCUGAGCAGUCGACUGCUACGAAUACUCAGCAAACGAAAGGAUGUGGAUCGUCGAGUAGCGUUUCAACAAGUAUCAUAAUUAACACGCCAAAUACCUCAAGUGCCUCAUCGUCAGCGACCUCGUCGUCGGGACUCGGAAACGGAAUGGGAACCAGUAUAGCACCGACGACAACAUCAGCAUCAGCUAAUGAAAGGGCCACGAUGCUUGGCACUCGUUUCAGUCAUUUAGGUAUGGGCUUAAGUCUGUCUACGGAAAAAAUCUUUCAAUCAAACGUCUAUCAUUUUAACACGAGCUCGUGCACGGAUACCAGCAUCAGCUUAAGUAAAAGCCACAGCCUCUCUACCUCUUUGGCAACGAAUGGAUUUAACACUUAUAACGCGCCUGUUAACGCAACGACGUCAGGCAGUAAGGUAGUAACCUCAAGCUCAACAUCGUUAACUCCCUUACCAACAACUUCAUCGUCAUUACAUCGCAAUCCAAUUGGUGCUAAUCCGCACGACAUUAACAAUCCUUUGAGCAUCAAUCAACUGACAAAGAGACGAGACGAUCACAAUAUUGUGUUAAAUGACGUGGCUAAUUACGAUUCUCAAUCGGCAGCAGCAUCGAUAGCAUCACUUCGCCAUAGUCCGUAUAUGAAUCCUCACGCAGCGCAUCCUCAUCAUUCGCUAUUCAACAGCAGUUUUACACAGCACUUUCAGCAGCAAUUAAGUAAUCAUCUCGCAGCAACCAGCAACAGUACUGUCAACGGGAUUGGAAUCGGACUCCAAACAGCUGUACUUCCACUUCCAAUUGAUACCCCCACCUUGACUAUAAAACGUCGCAAUACAUCUGAUACUCCAUCCACAGCAUCUGGCAAUGCUGCUGCGACAAGCAGUACCUCGGAUACUGGAGCCAUUAGCGUCUCAUAGCAGUUUUGUGAUUUAAUUGAUGUUUCAACAUAUAAAUAUCAAUGUAUUUCAACAAAAACAACAACAAUCACCCACAAUAAACGUGCAAUAAGAAGCGUUAUUUGCCAUUUUCUCACUAUUGCCAUUAAAAUAAUAUACUAUUUAAAUUGCGGCCAUUAUUAAAAAAGUGCCAAAAAACAAGAAAUUACUGUCAUCAUAAUUAUGAGUAUCAUGUGUACCAAAAUAUAUAUAUUAAUCAUUAAUUGAUUAAUUCUAUAUUGUAGUGUACACUAGUCGUCUCCCAUAACAAGGAUUGCAGAUAUAUUCCGAGUUCACGAAAUAAGGUUACAUCAUACAAGAGCAUCUCAAAUUGAUAUUUGGAUUUUGUGGUGUAAUUUUAUAAUGUAUAAUACAAAAUUGCCUUAGGUAAGAGUUUUCGUUAUUAACAACUUACUAAAAUUUGAGUUCGAUAAGGUUAAAAAUUUGUAUGACUAUCAUUUUGGGAAUAAUUUUGAUAUUUUUUCGUUUCAAUUGUAAUAGAAUUUUGCGGCAUUUUACUCUACUUGUACAGCCAAGUAGAUCAUGAGAAAAAUAAUAAAAUAUGAUAUAAAGUUUUACAUUUACUUAAGAAUGUGUAUGAAUUUAUAGAUACACAAAUGUACACAAUGUAGAUAUGUAUAUUAUUUAUACCUUUGCGAACAUACGUGAUCGUAUAUUGUAUAUACUCAGUGGCAGCAGUUUGUAGGUUCAUACACACACAUUUAUAAAGUAAAACGUACGAAUUUAUUGACCAUUGACCUGAUAGCGACUAUUACAAUUUAAUAAUUUCCAUUUUUAUGUCUGUAGAUAAAUUGGCAUUGUAUCAUUAUAUGAUAGGAGAAUAUUUACAAAAAAAAAAAAACAAAAAUUGAUAAAAACAUAAUACAAAUCUAAAUAUAUACAGAUAUAUGUAUAUAUAUUCUAAUAUUAUAUAUAUAUAUAUAUAUAUAUACAGCAUAUUUACAUAUACAGCAUAUUUACGACUGAUUUAACUGUACAAUUAUGUUAAAAUAUGUGGAUAUUUAAAGUUCUUUGAUCUACCUGGUGAAUGGUGAAUCGGUAGUCUAAAGUAAAUUCUAUGGUGGGUGCGUGUUUGAUAGACACGAUAAGCAUACAAACUUUGCUGCAGAUGUGUAUUUCGUUUAACUUGAAGAUUUGGGUUCUGGUCAGUGUUUUUGUUUAGUCUGGGAAUGCACAUGCCUUAAAAACAUAAGUCACAUUCAAAUUGAAAUAUCGCGUUUAUACUCGUUACUGCUCUUAUGUACAUAUAUGCAGCAAGAAGUCGUAUCGUGAGUCUACAAUUUUCACACAAUAAAAGCUCAUCGAAUAAAAACGAACACAAUAAUAUUUUUUAAA